This is a messenger RNA of Uloborus diversus, 1632 nucleotides long. RefSeq names its product glycoprotein-N-acetylgalactosamine 3-beta-galactosyltransferase 1-like. The record is from RefSeq and is a predicted model, not a curated record. Lineage: Eukaryota; Metazoa; Arthropoda; Arachnida; Araneae; Uloboridae. Gene Ontology annotation, molecular function: N-acetylgalactosaminide beta-1,3-galactosyltransferase activity. The transcript is spliced from 2 exons. The coding region runs from base 246 to 1439 and encodes 397 amino acids.
ACAGGACGCGAUUGCUUCGUUGGUUUGUUUGUUUUUCAGGUUUUUCUAAUGGUUUCCAACUUUUACGGUUAUUUGCUUGAUUUGAGCUGGAAGAUUUGCUUUAUGAAAGUGUUGUAUUUUUUUGAAAGAAAAAGUGAAACAAAUAUAUAUUUAUUUAUUUUUCCUUUUUAUAAAUGGGAUUUCGAAAAGCUUUUUAUUUGCAAUAAAGCACAAUAAAAACGUAGUGACCAAACUAAAUGUAGAUAAUGAUCAGUGCCUUUCGUAAUCGGAUCUUUUUGUUUCUCUGUGCAUGCUGUUCAGGUAUAUUGUUUGCCCUAGUUUGGAGAAAAUAUGAACAAACUGUUCAUUUUUCCUUAGUACACAACCACUACACUGCUACUUUAAGGGACACAAACUAUGAAAAAUGGUUUCAAAAGAAAAAUUUAUCAAGAAAACGUAUGCCAGAAGAACUAUUGAGCUUUGCUGCCACCGAUAAACACAAGACUGAAGAAUCAUUCCUUUAUGAAGAGAUUCCUAUUUUAUGUUUGAUAUUUGUGAAUACAUAUAAUGGAGCUGAUGCUGUAAAGCAUACAUGGGCUAAACACUGUAAUAUAGUGACGUUUUUUGGUCGCUUUGUUGAUGAAAAAAUACCUGUUAUAAAAGUUCCUCCAGUAACUUCAUUUGAAGGUUUUUGUUAUGCUUUUGUCCAUGUUUUUCACAAGUAUAAUGGCCAAUAUAAGUGGGUGUUGAUUGCUGAUGAUAAUACUUAUGCAAUUAUAGAAAAUUUACGUCAUUAUGUAGCUCCAUUAAAUAGCAGUGUGCCUUAUUAUCUUGGUCACCCAGCAAAAGACUUUUCGAGCUUGUACAAUCUUGGAUCAGCUGGCAUAGUUCUUAGUUAUGGGAGCAUGUCACUGUUUCAUUCAGUUUAUAACAGUGCCAACGAUUGUUCUUCCAAAAAUGCUCCUUCAUGGUACUUUGAUCUAUCUCUUGGGAGAAUAUUAAAGUCAUUUAAUGUUCAUCCAGUGGAUACUAGAGACCCUUACUUAAGGGGUCGUUUUAAUCCCUUUUCUGUUGAGACAAUGCUGAUUCCAGGAUCCAUUUCAGUGUUUAGUUCCUACUGGAGAACUAGUGCUUUUCUUACUGAAGAGGGAAUGAACUGUUGCAGCGAUGAAGCUAUAACAUUCCAUGGCUUGAAUCCAGCAAAAUUAAUGCUAAUGGAGUAUGUUCAGCAUCACCUAGCAGCGUUUACCAAUAGUUUUGAAGGCCUUGGAAAUAAACCUGUGUUGAAUGAUAACAGCCAAUCUGAAAACAGUAAAACUCAAACGGAAAAGGCGCAACUUGGUGAACCUUUUGUUCAACUAUUAGAUAACCAUUGGACAAAAUCAAACAAAGCUGGAAAAACUGUGAAGCCUAAAAAAAGUAUGGUUGAAAAUUUAUGGAAUGAAAUUUUCGGCAGCUAAAAAUUUCUUGACUUGUAUAUAUGUGAUAUUUAACAGAUAUGUUUUUUGAUUACAAUACAUUUCAAUCAACUGUUUGUUAAAGUUGCAUAAUUAUUUGUUCCUUUUUAUUUUUAUACAUUCUAACUAUGGUAAAAAUUACAAUUUGUGUUCUAAGUUCGUAAAACUUUUAAUCAUUUGCUAAAGUAACUUUUGU